Molecule: messenger RNA, 1878 nt
Organism: Pezoporus flaviventris
Lineage: Eukaryota; Metazoa; Chordata; Aves; Psittaciformes; Psittacidae
Gene: IL11RA
Product: interleukin 11 receptor subunit alpha
Exons: 13
Coding region: 131-1372 (413 amino acids)
Biological process (GO): cytokine-mediated signaling pathway
Cellular component (GO): external side of plasma membrane; membrane
Molecular function (GO): cytokine receptor activity; protein binding
Source: RefSeq, a predicted model, not a curated record
GCCUGCGCUACCGGCCACAGCCAGCCCGGCGCGGGCGCUCCGCCGCCGGACCCGCUCCCGGCCCCGCUCCGCGCUCCGGCCCCGCUCCGCCGAGCGCCAUGGACACAUAGCCUCGGCACUACGCAGGAAGAUGCGCAAUCCCAUCCCAGGCCUGGGCAGGGUGAUGGUGUUCCUCACAGCAUCCCUGGCAUCAGCCUCCCUCGCCGUCCCCAAGGGCUGGGGAGAGGAAGGUGUGCAGUACGGACAAGUGGGGACAGACGUGACCCUGUUGUGUACCGGUGCCCAUGCUGGCGCUGUGGUGCAGUGGAGACGGACAGAUGCUGCAGCACUGCCGGAGGGCUCAGUCAUCCAUCAGGGAGCCCUGGUGCUGCCUCAGGCCAGCCUGGCCACCACGGGAGCCUACAGCUGCCAUGGCGAGGACGGUGGCCUCCUGCACGCCGUGUCCCUGCAGCUGGGAUACCUGCCGGGGGUCCCCUUUGUGUCCUGCAGAGCAUCCGACUAUGAGAAUUUCUCCUGCUCCUGGACCUCCAGUGUGGAGACCUUCCUCCCCACCAGAUACAUCACCACCUACAGGAAGAAAUCGCUGACAGGUGAAGAGAGGCGGAGGAACAAGAACGGGCACAUGGGGCCGUGCCUGCAGGAUCCAUCCCGCCCCGGCACCUGCACCGUCCAUGGGUCCGAGUUCUGGAGCUCCUACCGCCUGAACAUCACCGAGGUGAACCCCCUGGGCUCCAGCUUCCGCCUCCUGGACGUCACCAUGCAGGCCAUCAUUAAGCCAGACCCUCCGGAGGGCUUGGUGGUGGAGCCCAUCCCCUUGGCCCCACGGAGGCUCCUCGUGAGCUGGAAGUACCCCUCCUCCUGGCCCAAGGAACCCCACUUCCAGCUCCGAUUCCGGCUGCAGUACCGGCCCGUCAUCCACCGCUCCUGGUCGGUGGUGGAGACAGUGAACCUGUCCGAGGUGAUCACAGAUGCCUUUGCUGGGCUGGAGCACGUGGUCCAAGUCAGCGCCAAGGAUUUCCUGGAUGCGGGAAACUGGAGCGAGUGGAGCGCCGAGGCCCGGGCAACGCCAGCCAGAGACCUGGUCACCACAGCGAGUGAAGAAACCACUACAGACACCAGCCUGGAAAGCCUGGCCGAGGAGCCCUCCCAGGCUCCCAACCCUGAGCCCAUCAACCGCAGCGAGCCCCUGGAGAAGACGGUGGUCCUGGUGUCCCUUGGGAUCUUCGCCUUCUUUGUCCUGGCUGCUGUUCUCAUCGUCACCAUCCUCAUCUGGCUCCGGGUUAGGAAGCACAGCGAGGACAAGACCAAACCCCACAGCUUCUUGGUUGCUGCCACCCACUUGAAGGCACUACCGAAGGCCCAGAUUUUGUAGUGAUCCCUGGCCGACCCCUGCUCCCUGCGCCCGCUGUCCCAUGCGUGGAACUUGAUGCCACUGCUGGUCCCCAAGGACCCCACGCUUCCCGGGUCGCCCCACGGCCAUGGACAUUGCCAGAACAGCCCCCAGCACCCUGGGGAUGCAGUAUGGAUCCUAAGGAGAGAGGUUGUGCUUCCAGAAGCUUUGGGCUGCCCAUGCCCGCCCGGAGCUGUCUGGAGGCACCUUGGACUCAAGGCAACGGGGCCAGCCCUGCUGCUGAACACAUGGGGAUAAGAGGCUGAGCCAGCCGUACCUCACUGCCUAGUGUCGAGGGGGACUGUGCGUGCAGGCUCCUUGGGGUGCCGGGCAUCAGUGAGCAGGGGGUGCUGAGCCCUGCCCGUCACCCCUCACCAGCCUGCAGAAGGGACCCCCCCAGUCUGCCUGCCCCUCUCCCGCAUGCUGUGCCUGGAGAGCACAGUGGUUCCAAUAAAGGGGAUAGUGUUGGCACUGUCCUGGCAAAACCA